AUGCCAGGUGAGUUGUACCUGGAUGCGCCCGUCACCAUUCGCGGUGACAGCAGCUUCCUGGGCCAAGUAACUGUCAAAGCAACCCGGCAGACGGAACGAAGCUACCAUGCAACAAUGGGCGGCCCAUGCCUUACCAUCAUUGGCAGCUUCAUUCUGCACCCUGGCGCACGCUUGCACUUCGAGAGCUGCCGGAAUGGGCAAAACACGUCGGACGGCUCUCUCGGCGGUGGCUUGCGAGUGGAUGCUGACAUGGACCUCCGUGGAGGGCACCUGCGUUUCGAGAAUUGCAGGGCCGACGGCGACAGCUUCACCACUGGGGCGGGAGGCGCCAUCUACGUCGGAGGCCAUUUCCGAAACAAGAACUCCACCAUCGAGGCUUUCAACUGCAGCGGCACAAAAGGAGGCACCAUCCGAGCCACAAAGAUGGAGAUAUCAGGUGGUCUGAUUUCCAUCAACAGCUCCUUAUCCAUUCUUGGUGGAGGCGCCAUCAGUGCCAAAGAGCAGCUGGUCAUGGCGGGUGGCCGUGUCGCCAUCACCGGUUCCGAGUCAUCCGGGACGGCAGGUGCGAUCUUUGCAGAGAGUCUGAAGAUGUCGGAUGGGAGCAUCACCAUCCAGAACGCCUCAGCAGGUAAUGGCGGAGGCGCGAUGCUGGCGAUCUCACAGGCCAUGUCCGGUGGGAGCAUCACGAUCCAGCAUUCCCGGGCAUUCUCUGAUGGAGGUUCAAUGGAUGUGGAUGAGUUGGAUUUGUCUGGCGGCAACCUAACUAUCGACACCUCUCGCACAGAAGAGAAAGGAAGAGGUGGCGCGCUUUUUGUGCGGAUGUUGCGCGUGUCUGGGGGUAGCCUCACGGUCUACGAUGCCGAUGCGGAAGCGGAUGGAGGCUGCCUCUUCACGGACAGCUUUGUGCACUCGGCUGGCAAAGUGAACCUCACUCUCUGCAACUCUGCGAUGCUCGGGGGCGCGCUGUGGACCAACACGUGGAACAAGACCGCAGCAGCCCAUAUGACCAUCCAGGACGCUCAGGCCGCCCGUGGCGCAGGCGUGAUGGCAAGUUACGGGGCGCACGUCGACACCGAUAACCUGCACAUGUCUGACUUGAGCGCGCGUGGAGAUGGUGGGUGCUUUUUGACCUGGGGUCGUCUGCGCUUCAAUGGAACUCUGUCGCUGCAGAAUUGCAGAGCAAAAGGAUCGGGGGGAGCCAUCUUUGCCGAAGCGGGGCCACCUAAGAAAAUGCGCAGAGCCACGACUCGGAUUGGCGAGGAGGUGCAGGUUGAAGCGAAUCGGAUCCUCUGCGUCGGCUGUUCUGCGCCAGCAGCCUCCCUGCUGCAACUACAGACCGGCCAUGCCGCCCUGGCAGAAGUCCAGAUCCGAUCCGACAGGGCUUCGAUGUCGUCCAUGGCCGCAGGUCCCUAUGCAACGAUUGAGGUUGGGACAUUGGACUGUGCCGAGUCGCCCGGCUGCGACAUCUCCGCCCUAUCAUCGGGCGUCCGCCGGCUGAUCUGUCCAAGAGGAGAGGGCCGCGAGAACCUUGAUGAGGGAAUCCGGUGCCGGAUGUGCCCGGACGGGCAAACCCGCCUCGCGACGUCGCUCGAGGGGGAUUCGCAAUGCACUGCAUGCCCCAAGAUCCCUGACAUGGACAUUCGCUGCACUGCGAUGGAGCUCGGGCUGCCCCCGGGCUGGAUGGUAGACCUGAACUUGACGGACACCUCCAACUUAUCCUCUUGGUUCCGCUGCCCCAGCGAAAUGGCCUGCCCCGGGGGGCAUCUGCAAGCAAGCACCCGGGAUCCGCGUCAGCCGGACGAGGUCGUUCCCAUGUGCGAGAGGGGUUACGAAGGACCAGGGUGCACGCGUUGCAGCCACGGCUUCGCACGCGGAGACAGCAACGUCCUGCAAUGUGUGCAAUGUGCAAACGGACAGGCCCUCCGACAUGUCGCUUUUUGCCUCCUCAAGGACCUGGCCCUGUUCGCAUCUGCGGCCGUCAGUGUGGCUGGCGCAAAAGGCAAACGCACAUCGAGCGCCACACUUCUGAACCAGCUGAUGUCCUUUGCCGCGGUGGCCGGCAUCACGAUGUCUGGCGCGAUGCAAACCCCAAUCUUCCAGCAUGACAUGGAGGAGUCCGCGCAGGAAGUGCUCCGAUACCUGUCUUUGCCGGUCUCUUUCGCACAGGGGCAAACGUCCGGCGAAGCAGGCGCGUCAUGGGAGUGCUUACUGGGAAGCUUUGGUGUGGAGCCAACGCUGCAGCGUGCACACAUCCUGGCUUCUGUUUGGCCAGCGAUCCUCAUCGCAUCACUCGCUAUGGCCAAAGGUGGCUGGCUCGCCCUGGUCGUUGGAGUCAACGUUUUUCUUCCGGCCUGUGUCGCCGGCUUCGGCAGGUACUUAGUGGUCUUCCGCCUGCGCCCUGAGGGCACGCCCCUGGGAGAGCUUCGUUGGGAGUUCCUUCCUGCCGGGCCCGGGUCGGCUUCCCUACAAGUCGCUGCUGUCUCGGCGGCGAUCGCCCUCUUCCUGGCGCUUGGGGUCGGAAGUUGGGUCUCUGCGGUGCGCCGCCGAAAAGAGCCACUGGAGCCGCAUGUGGCGUACCUUACACAGGCCUACAGGCCCCCGUGCGCUGCCUGGGAGGUUGAGCGCCUUGUGCGGAAGGUCUUCCUGGCCCUGAUCACGGCCAUGCUCCCCGUCACGCUUUCGCCAGCUUUACAGAUGGAAACCGUGAACUUGGUGCUCACCGUGUCUUUGGUCGCGCAUCUGAUCUGCUGGCCCUACCAGGUGAAUGCCUGGAACAGGGUCGAGGUCGGAUUGUUGAUCGUGGCCUUGACCAUGAUGGGCCUCACGACCAGCCUCCUCGCGAAUGCUCUGCACUGGUCGAAGUCAACUGCAACUCAGCGGUUUCUCGUCUGUCUCAUCUGCUCGCUCGCCGGCGGGAUCUCCACCAUCAUGAUCGCUGCCUUCCUGGCGACCUAUGUCCAAGAGAGGCCACAGGAGAUCGUGCCGGCGGAGACCGGGACCGUUCUGUCGCUGUGGUUGUCAACGCAGGAUCUGUGGGGUCCUGCAGCAGUGCUGGAGUCUCAAGCCACAGCGGAACAGCGAUUCCAGCGCCGUUCCAACGAUGCCAAUCGUCUAUCCAAGCGCCUAUCCGGCAACAUGCGUGCAAAAGAGGAGCUGGCGACAGCGCUACAGCAGUGGUUUAUGCUUGUGAGCCAACGCCUGGUCGGGCUUAUUACCCAAGUCAGGGCGCUGGGCAGCAAGUUGGACGAGGACACCACUGUGGCGGCUGCCGAGAUGAGGGACAUUUUGGCAGCACAGCCCUCGGAGCUCACCACGGCUCAGGUUGCCAAGGCGGAGGAGACCAUGGGCCCUAUUUGGUCUCCUUCGCAGGAACACGUGGUGAUGCAGUUGGCUGCAGGCCUCAAGGCUUUUGGAACAGUGCUGCCUGCACCCUUACCUGCAGAGCCUGGACCGCACGCCCUCUUCGCCAUGGAGCCUCCGCAGCUACCCUCCGGCCCUGUCCUAGCGCAAGACGGUGCUUCCGAUGUCAGUUUUGGUCAAACUGGACUUCGCGACCUGCCUGGGAUGACCCCGACCUCCACUCCUCUUGCAAACAGAGGUGCAGCGGCGGAUGUCGAGCUACCCCGGGCAGCCCCCGUCCUUGGGCAGCCCGACUCCUUGAGCUUCGGGUCCAUUGCUCCGACCGUGGUAUCUGGGCGAUGGCGAAAGCGCAGUGCAGGCCAUUCCGACCGGCCCUCGAAGAGCCCCAGGAGAGAUCAUGUGGAACCACCUUGGACAAGAGAAGCGACGGGCCGUACGCCCGACUCUGUGCAACGCGCUCCGCAAGUGGCUGUGGUCGACGACGGCCCCGAGCUCAUCCCGGACCCUACGUCCAACAGUAUGAGUCCUUGGACGGUGGCGUGGCUUGCUAUGCUCCAUUUCUGCACCGAGAACGGAGCGGACCUGAUCGGCGAACUGAGGCAAUGCUCACGUCAAGAUGCAGCCCUGCCACUCACUGUGGAUGCACAGGCCCAGGAGGUUGUGGCGCUUGCUGCCGAAGCUGUCUGGGAAGGCAUGUUGCGUGCGGUGGCCAAACCGGAGCUGGCCCAUCUCCAGUCCCUUCACCGAGAUCUGCGAGAGGUCAUGCAGCAGCUUUGGUUGUGUUCCAAUGCCCUCCCGUCUGCCAGGCAGGGACUCCUUGUGGCUGCUCACUUGACUGCGGGAAGGAUUGUGGACCCGUUCUCGUAUGCGCCCUCUACAGCACAGGAGUGGCUCUUCCCGGACCUACUUCUCGAGGCCGACGCCCCGAUCCGUGGCUUUAUUGCAAGAGAUGCGUCACAGGACUCAAGAGUUCAAGUGCUGCUCCGGAUGCCAUCACCCUUCCUCCGAGUGACCGACUCUGCGGUUCUUUUCGGCCUACGGUCCCAGAUUGUCCUGGCAACGCUCUUGGCAGCUUGGUUGCACCCUUUCUGCCUCCGCGUGGUGGGCUGCGGUUGGGGUAUGGACUUUUACCCCCAAGCCCUCCUCGCCCUGUCUUGGGCAUCGCAUCAAUGGAUGACGCUUCUUCUGCUCUACCUUUCAGUUGCUGAUGGCGUCACUCUCCACCUCGGCGCGGCGGUUGUCUCCUCCUGGUGGCUGAGAUCCUCCACUGCUGUGCAAUUACAUGCCCACGGCUUUCAUGAGGGCCUCCCUGUCCUCAGCACGGGGCCGGUUCUGCCCACUCCUACUGCUGAGGAAAUGUGUGAGGUUUACCCUGUCGGCCGCACGGGUAACUUGCUUCUCCCACGCACCGACCGCAGUCGUCGGCACCUUGCUGCCUUUGUGGGUACACCGCCUGGGGCUCCCAUUCUCGAACCUUGCCCUGUCCCUUUCUUGGUUGACGAAUGGUUGCAUGGGCCGCUCUUGCAUGCCCGGCUUGCUGCCACCUUGGGAUUCCCUGCUGGUGUCUUCUCUGUCUCAGCCAUCCGUGGGGUCCUUCCCGGCCUGCCAAGUGAGCAGCUUCUUCUCACUCCGGCUGCCUGUUCAUGGCGUCAAGUCUGGCUGCCCGUUGACCUCCGUCCGCUAGGAGGCCGCAUAUGCAUGCUUAUGUGCCCCCGUGACUCUACUUGCAGAGCCAUUGCGGUCCUUGCUCUCGCGGCUCAGACGAUGCAGACUGAAGUUGACCUUCUGCUUGCUAAGUGCCCCUGGGGAUGGUUGACGCUGAUGUCCCAACCCCUCCUUCUGCAGGACGUCGACACUCUGCAAUUUCAUAUUGGCCCAGCUGCUGAUGCGCUGCAAGGACCUGUCGGUGCUUCUUUGGACCCGCCCCUUUCGUUGUUCUCGGCCAUGCAGGUGCUGACUACUGUUUGCGUUCCUCCUCCUGUUACUGCUCUUGCGGCUGUUACGGUUGCUUCUCGACGGGACCGCAGCAGCCUCCCCCACGAGUGGGUCGAACAGUGCGCCCGUGGCGGGUUCGGCCUCCUCCAUCGAGAGCUUGCGGUAUUACCAGAUCAGGUCCUCACCAGCAGUGUCCCGAUUGUUGUCAUGUUCUUCCCGCAUGUCUUCCGUCAAGACUCUUCCUCCUCCUCGGAGGACCAGGUAGGCGGCUGGGACACCCCGGGUACCUCUGACACCAUUUCUGCGCUGCAGCACACCCUGUUGCCCUCCCCUGCUAGGGCUUCCUCGUCUACUGCCAUGCCCGCAUGCACUGGAGUCACCCCGGCUGAGUUUCUCAACACCACUUCCCCCAGUGCCUUGGUGCCGGCCGCCGAGCCUGGCUCGGCUUCCUCAUCGGUCGUUAGCCAAUUCAGCGGCACUCGGGGUAUUCUCUUGGCUGCUUGUGUGUUGCGCGGGCUGCACCAUGGCGUCGGGAGCCCCCUUGCCUGGGGUGCGUGCCUCGUCAUCUCCUGUGGGAUGCCUGGUAAUGCCGUUCAGAUGCACAGUGUUGCGGCACCAGCAGGUGCCCACACGCAUUUACAGGUGUUUCUCAUUACUUGCCGCCUUUGGUGGCCCGGAUCUUCGGUCCGCCUUGAGUUUGCCAACACUGAGAGUGCUCGCGACGCUGCCGCCGAGCUUUACCGUCAGGCCAUCCGAAUAGGUAGAGAGGUUGUCUGUGUUGAGCUGCCCAAGGAAUACAGUGCUGAUCAUGUUCUUGAGGCUGCGCAGACCGCGGCUGCUUCGGCUGACGUCCAGAUCCUUCGGGGCACUGCACAUCGGCUUCGCCAAGGCGACGUGGUACGAGUGCGUGUCAACACUGAGGCGCGCACCCUCGAUGUUUCAGCCUUUGUUAUUCCACACAAUGCUGGCACUGCAUCGCGCUGGCUUCAGGAAGGCCGAAUCGUGUCGCUGCUUCAUCCUGUGGCUGGAGUGUUAUCUUUCGAGGUCCCGCGUGCUUGCGACCUUGAUACUUCUGUGCUGGGCGCGUUGCUGCGCAGCGUUACCCCAGGCCAGCAUGUCUUCGUUGCGCUACCCGGAGUUGACCUUCUCCCUCAUGCCGCCUUCGUCGCCGCCUUCCCUGGCCAGGACUGUGUCACAUAUCGGUUGACUGAUGCGUCUGACCCCUCUGCUGUGGGUCUGCACUUGGCCUUCUCCGGCGUCUUUGAAUCUUUCCCGGCCUUCUUGGAAAGUCUUCUUCGCAGCAACCGCCCCGCCGCUGCUCUGCUUCGGAGGUUGCAGCCCUUCGGCCUCUCUGUUCUAACCUGGGAAUGCACUUCCUUUCCUGGUCGGGCUGACUGUCGCUACUGGCAUGUCCAUGUGCAGGCUGACUUUGCACGGGCCCGGGAGCACCUUUUGAGCCUCAGCUGGGAGCCGAGACUUGUUCGCACGCCUCCGCCCCUUCCUCCCCCUAGGGCUCGGGUUUUCCAUAGCAUAGGUUCCCAAACUAACGCCCCCUUCAUUUCUGCCAGCACGCCGGCUGCUGUACUCCAGGCACCCCCGUCUGUUUGCGGUGCCGGCGUCACACCCGACUCUGCGUCCGAACUCGUUGACCUCUGGUGCGAUGCAUGGCACGUCAAGUGCUUGGUUGCAUGUUUGCCCGGAUUCACUGUAUGGGCUCUUCGAGAAGGAAGCCGACUCUACGGUAUGUGCACCCCUGCCCCCUCCUGGGAAGCUGUUGCACAGGCCCUAUCCCUGUCCCUCUGGGAGCUCCCACAGACGUUUCUGUCCAGCGACAGCCGUGUUUGGCCAUUUCCCCGUGACAUCACAGGUGUUGCGAUGCAGUGUGUCAGUGUUGGGUACGACUCUCCUGAAGGAGUCUCCCAACUAGUGCGUAAUUGUGAGGCCGAGACGCCUAGCCCGCCACCGCCCCCGGGCCCUUUGGCCUCUGCUGCUCUUGGCUUGCCUUGCUUGCGGCGGUACUCGCUUCUGUGUGCUCUCAGCCUCCUUGUCCCUGUGGUGUCAGUCCGCGUGAUGGUUGAGCCUGCUCCCUUGUUCUCUCGUCUCGCGGAAUCCGAGACACUGCAAACCCGUCGCGACUUCUCACGGCCCUGCACCAUGUCUUGGACUCACGAGCUUGCCCGACAGACGCACGGGUUUGCCCUUUCAGCACCUCAACUUGGCGCGUAUGUUACUGGCACCUCACCCCACCCAGAAGUGCAGAUGCACCUUUGGCUUCCUGGGCAGGGCCCAGUCCACUUGAGGGUUGGUGCACGCCACCUCGAUCAGCAUCUUAGUGCUUACCUUGGCGCCUUCUUGCCAGACUGCGAGUACGGACUGCACGUCGCUUUCGAUUCCAGCCCCCAAGUGCUUGAUCUCAUCGUUUCCCCGCCUUCACCAUAUGGCUGGUGGAUACUGCGUGACUCAAUUGGUUGCGAGCUUCUCCGACCGGUGGUCCAGCACUACACUUCCCAUUGCUCAUUUUUCUUCUGCGCUGUGGAGCCGGAUGGGGCUGUCCGUAACGUUGAGCCCUCUGCCGAAGUCCGCCAUAUGUCUCCCUGCCCGCAAGGGGCUCGGGCACUUAUUACUAGUGUUCUUCCGGGAUUAGAGGGUAAACUGGUUGAUGGAGUUCUUCAGAUUGUCGCAGCCCGGGCUCGGCUCCCCUCGCUUCUCGGCAGUCUCGCGUUGCUCCUGCUUUGCCGCCACGUGGCCUCUAUGCAACCUCCCCAACUACUUGCUCUUGCCCCAGUCGCUGAGGCCCCGCCGCCCCCUCCGACAACCAUUCGCAUCUGGACUCUCAACAUUAAUGCACCCGUUGACUUACCAUGGCGUCCUCAGGGUUACCCGACCCGUUGGUUGAGAGAGCUGAUGUGCCGUCUACACCAUAUUGACGAUCCCGGUGAGUUCCGGCCCACACAUUCCACUACGGACAGCUCCGUCCAGCAUGUCCUUUUCGUGCCGGUCGUUCCUGCCACGCGACCCACGGUCCGGUUUUGGCUGCUCCACUGGGGGGACGCUGCGGCUGUUACUUUCGGGCAUUCGCCCUUUAGUUGGGAUGUCGUCUCUGCCCAUCUCAGAGCUCUCUUCCCGGGGGGCCAUUUACCAGAGCGGAGCCCCGCUCUCUCCUACGCCGGUCAGCUGUACCCGCCAGGAGUUGCCUUGCCUGAUUUUCCAUCCGGAGCUGUCAGUCAGAUUUUGAUUGGUGCUCUUGCAAGGAUCCCGGGCGAUGAUGACCCUUGGAACCCGGAUCCGCUGGUGGUUGAGGGACCUUACUUCCGGCACGUUCCGAGUAGGGGUCCGGCGCUAGAACCUGCCAUCCUCCUCGAUGGCCACGGGAACCGACGUGCCGCCGGCGCAUCGCAUGUCCCUCUGAUUGACCAGGAAGUCCAAACGGACCUCUCAGGCAAUGGCACCGGCCUUGAUCAUGCUACGGUUUCCCGAGUUCACAUGCUGUCUCAGGAGCUUUCUUUUCACACUUCACGACUCUGGGCCGGACUUGCUGAACCGGAUGCAGAACCGGCUGGGGAAUCGCAACCUGUUCUGCGACUCGCCUCGCAAAGUACCUGCGCUGCGGUCAACCCCUCCACUGUUGAUCUGCUCGAUAUUGCGAGUGUGUCGGGCUGCCGGCGACAGGAUAGGCUUUCGGUGGUUGUUCUUACCUUAGUUUGCACUCGGGGUUUAUUUGGAACUUCGGCAUUCGGGCGCCUCCUUGUCCUCGCAACCUUAGGUGCAGGUUCGAUUAUCAGUGCGCCGCCUGCUAGUUCAGAUGACGAACAGUCCGAGGAUGAAGGUCCACCACCUGUUCAAGCCUUCAACAUGUCUGCUGCUGAGCCCACCCCGGUCUCUCGACCUGCCGGCCCACCACCACCAGAGCCUGUCAAUGCUCCUUUCCAGCCUCGUAUGUGGUUCCUCCGCGCCGCCCGGCCGCUGGAGGACUAUGCGCUAGGCCUCUGGCCGUCUUCAGUUGAAAGGGAGCCCGCCGCGGACGAGGACACUGUCCGCCGUGUUCAAGCCGAUUUGCUUGGUCUUCAACGUGGCCUGCGAACCUUUGCUGCCGCUAUUCCCCUUGGCACCCCUUUCUGCAUUCACAAUCCCUUCACCGCCCGACAGCAAUGCGAGCUUGUUGAGUAUUCUGCUGGCCCUGAGAUCAAUCCCUUUGUUUUAUUCAGGGGACACGCCCGCAGCCGGGGUUGGGCCGAUAUUGUGCUCCUGCAACCGCAGCCUGAUGCUACUGCUGUACACCUUAUCGGGUGUCCGCAAGCGCCUGGGAACGCAGCUGUCGGUAUUGUGCUGGAAGGCCGCCUUGUGCCCUGCUGUCUCCCGGUCUGUGUUGGGACCGCGGCAUUACGUGCUCUGCAGCUUGACGGGAGUGAGUGCGAUCUUCGCCCCCCUGAGGUUCAGGAAGGGUCCUCGGUCGUCCAAUUUCGUAAUGGCGGCUGUCUGGCUGUGCGACCCCGUUCUCAGUCACGGUCUCCUCCUCCGCCGGAACAAGUCGCCGCCUUUGCUGCCCCGACCAGCGAAGCUGAACUUGCUGCCGGCAGCCCCGACAUCCCCUUCUCCUCACAAGGUCGCCCCGUUUUGUCUUGGGGCUGUUUCUCACUGAUCUUCUGCCGGGUUACCCCAUCAAUGUGCCUCUCUCUUGGACUCCUUGCUGGCGCUGCUCUAGCACAAGGCAUGCAUAGACCAGGCGGCUUUCCUUGGGGUACCGAUCCAAUCAACCGUGACUUUUCCGCCAUUACGGCAGCGGUCUAUGUUGUCCUGCAUAGUCCCUUCUUGGGGGUGUUUCCCCCAUACACAGCCUCCCAUGACACUCGCCACGGUCAAGUCUGGGCCCAGUUCCUCAACGACGACCCGGGAUGGGCAUCUGAUUUCUUUCCUGUGUGGCCGGGCCCCGCCUUCAACGAGUUGUCCAUGGUCCCGGUGGGACAAGAUGCGGCCCUUGUGACCAUUAUGCUGAUGUGGCGGGGCCACCAUAGGGCCACGCUUACUCCGCGGACCAUGACAGUGGCGUGGUUGACAGCCUUUAUCUCGCGUCACAUCAACAGCCCCGUUGAUGGCAUUUCCCUGCCGCACGGGCUCGCGAUCUGCGAGCUCUUUGAUGUUCCGCCCGCGGCUUUCCGUUUUCGCAACGGCGAUGUCGUGUACAUCCAUGACCCUCCGGAGGACCCUUCUGAGCCGCUCGAGUUUGUCGAUCCUUGGCACCUGCAGGAUGGCCUUGCAGCUCACCACGCUCCCUGGGCUACGGGCUUUCAACUUAUGUUCGGCAUUUCUGUGCACCUGCUUCGCCCUAAUCGCCCACCCCUGUUGGCCUCUGUUUCAGCUGGAGAAGCCUGGUGCCCAGAAUCCUUUACGUUCACCGGCACUUUCCGUAACCACUUUCCGGGCAUGUGGACACCCGUCCAGUGGUCCAGUGCCCGGGCCUUACAAUUGAUCGAGGUCCACGGUGUUGUGGCUCAGGUUAACGUGGUUGCUGCCUCUCCUGAAGGCCGCCUUUGCCGUACCGUUGAUCGGAUCGCCUCGCGCGAUAGCCUUGCCGAUCAACUGCACUUCCUCCCUGGAUCCCUGCAAGUGGGGGGAGUUCCCUCCUACGCUCUCAAUCAGGCCUGUGAGCUUCGGAAUGGGGAUGUCGUGUUCGGCGACUUUGCCCGAGGGGCCUGCAGCGGCCGUCCACUCCCGUGGGGUUUGGCCCUGGGCCUCGUCCCAGCUCUCUUCUCCUGUCGAACGGGCACCUUUCUUUCGCUUCUGCUGGGUUCCCUUGGGGCCCAUUCCGGCCUUUUCUCCCGUCUUCUCAUGCUGACCUGGUGCCUACAUGGCUCGCAAGCUAUGGUUCCGGAAACUUCGGUGUUGAGCCAGACCACAUCCUCGGUUAUUCCACCAGCUGCCCCACCCAGGGUCUCGGUCACUGUGGCCAACCCUUUUGCGCCAUGGCAUCGUGUUGAGGCCGACCCACGUCACCUCUUCGAUGAUGUUAUGGCAGACGCCCACCGCACUUUGACAUCAUGGCACCGGGGAUUUGCUGCCACUGGCCUGGUUUUAGAAGGGCCAAAUGGGACGCAGCGGCAGCUACAGUUCUACAUCAUGAGGUGGAGCUUGGCCAUCACCGCUGGGUUGCUCAGACCAGGGACGGAGACUGGUGGGUUCUUUCUGCUGCAUUCGGUCUCCUGGGGAGGCGCCCUCUCCUCCCUGCCCAACUCGCUCUUAUCUUCUUCGGGCUUCUUGAACCUGUGUGGGGAGCGUCCUCCAGUGCCUCUGGCCGCUGCCCCAGCGCGGUUCUUUCCCCCUGCCAUCGACUUCAAUGAUGGGGAGCCCUAUGUUCCGCUAGGUGGUUGGCAGCCCGAUAACCCCGAUGGCCCACUCGCACGUUACUUCCCUGGUCCCCGACCACUCACGGCUCGUGUUUUGUGCCCCCUGAGGGGAUGGAGCGAGACCAGCUUCCUUGACACGACCAGAUCAUGGCGGUCUAUCGAGCAGGAAGGUACGCGCCACUGCGGGCUUUGGGCCCAUCGCUUCUUCCCUGUCCGGGCGGUGCUCCCAAUUUCCCAGAUCACAGUCGCUCCGGUUGCCCCAUACGGUCUUGCUACUGUGGCUCUGCACAUUGAGGGUUGUUCGGCCGUUGCUUUUGCCUCGGUGGACUCGUCUCUUGAUGACAUUCACCGGCUUGCUGUUCGCGUCUUACCUCACACCCGGUUUUGGCGCGUCAUAGCACCACCUGUGCUGCGCACUACCAUCCCGAAUGUGCAUAUCCGGCUCCGCAACGGCGAUGCUUUUAGCCUCCUUCCUGAGCCUUCCGAUCCGGGUGCUACCCGUUAUCCCUUGCUGCAGUAUGCCUCCCUGGACCGGGCACGGCAAGUUGCCAGCUGGUCGCUCCCUUUUCGCUUUGACUCGGGCGGAUACGUCUGCCUGUGGUAUACGGGUCGUCGAUCUGGCCACAGCAUUCGGAUCAGGGAUACCGGCUAUUGGGAUCCCGAGGGUCCCACCUUCUGGGGUUGUUGCUCGCUGGUUGCAAUGCCUACCGUGCACCGCCUGGGUGGCGCCUUCUACCUGCUCUGCAGUACGUUCGGGCAGAUAGUCCUCUCCGAGAUGGAGAUGUUCUUGUGCUGGACCCGACUGCUGAUACGGUUUGGGACCCUACCGGACCGCCCCCGCAAAGCCUUGCGGGUCCGGCCCCGGGCCCAGUUGCACGCCCACGCUGGGGGCCCUCGUCCUGCUGCCGCCGCCAUCUCUGGUCGCUGGGCCUGGCUCGCGGUCCUUUCCGCCAGAUGGCCCCGGCUUCUCGCCCUGGCUUGCUUGGUUUGUGCCGGUCAGGGUAUGGCUCCCGCACUGGAUUUGCCGGAACAGCCCAUUCGUGUGGGUUUCUUCCCGUGGCGGGCCCCAGCCGCUGCGGCUGAUCUGGUUGAUCUCACCAACCGCACAGAGAUUGACAUUGUCCUUCUCAGUCCCUUCACAGGUCCCCAGGAGGCUGGGCGACUGCCCACUGCCUCGACUACCGGAGAGCUCAAUGCUCUCACACGCUCCUGCGACCCAACUUGGGGUGCUGAAGUUGCACCUGUGUGGCCGACAGCUGCCAUACCGGCCCUACUGGUUGUUCCCCGUCCCCUGACGCCAGACCUUGUCUGCUUAGCGGUCUCCUCCUUGGAUCGGCACUUCUCUAUCCUUGUGCCUUGCACUACCUCUGUGUCCUGGCUGGGCGCGGCUCUCCGCUUCCUACAGCCGAUGCAAACUCUCUCUGUUCGCGCACCCAGUGCUCUCACAGCCGAUGCCACAUCUGACCAAGGCGUGCGCUGGCGAUCUGGAGACCUGGUUGUUGCAUUGCCUCCUGCAGCUUUUGCGCCCGAAUACCAGCCCCCGUGCUUUCACUCCGACGCUCAAGUGCGGCAUUGCGCCAUUUGGGCUGUUGAUUUCUCGGUCUCCACCCGUGUCAGCUUCAUACUCUGGAGGCCCGCUGUUCGAGCCAUCCGGGGACACGCACCGGCAGGCAGCCGCUGGCGUGCUCUUGAUUAUACUUUUGAUGGUGACUUUAGCCUCCACUACCCUGGGCGUUGGGUCCCGGUUCCCUGGAUCGCCCAGGAUCACGCCCACUUGGUUUUGCUGCCGGAGGACCCUUCGCGGGUCAAUGUCAUUGUGGAAGCAGACGGCCAUUGCUGGUGUGCCCUUGUCACAGCCGUUACUGAUGCCUGGCAACUCUGGACUGAGCUCCCAUCUAUCUCCUCUCAGCCCCGCGUCCUUGGUGUCCCACACCAGGAACUGCGCCAAGGGACGACCCUUCGCAGCGGCGAUGUUGUUUCCGGCUGUCCAGGUCAGCUGCCGAGCCGCCUGGCUUUCGCCACCGAGGCCGCGUUCGUCCACCUCAAGACCACCGGUUCAUUGAUUGGGCAGCCUGGACUCCUCUUUGCAUGGUCCCCGGGAGAGCCGGUCCCGCUUACUGUCCCCACUACCAGUGAUGAACAGUGGGAUCCUGAACAUUAUGGACUCCUGCGGGAUGGUGACAGCGGCUCCCCCCUGGGCAGCGCUCCCUCCCGCACCUUGCUUCCGUUGCUUGCCAGUCUGGCCGUUCGCGGGCGUCUGGGUCGGCACUGGUUCUCUCUUCUCAGUGCUUGGGUUCUUCUGGCUGGGCUGCCCGAGUUGCUUCCGGGUACGGCGGCCCUUGGAUUCCCGCCGGUCCCCACUCAUGCCCUUGCUCGGACCCCAGGUCCUUCGCCCAUUGGAGUGGAUUUCGGGCUGCUCUCCCGCACCAGCUGCUAUCUUCGUGCAUGGGGGGCGCCAGAUUGGCACAGCCCGGAUGGACUCUCCUGGGCGGCAGAUAUUCAUCAUGAGUGUGCCGCUCAGGCUUCCUUGCACCAGUUGUGGUGGACGCACGACCUCUUCCAGAAUCUCCCGGCAUCCGCUCCAGCGCCUUAUCGCCAGGCCUUCUCUAGUUUCCCAGUAUGGUCUGGCGGUGUACCCGAUCAGGUUCUCAUCGCCACUGAUGGGAGUGGCGAGCGGGGAGGAGCAUGGGCCUUCUGCGUAUGGGUUUGGUGGCGUCACAAGUGGCACCGGGUCGGGUGGUUCGGCGCCGCGGGGGCCGAUACCCCUUGGUUCUCUGGAACUGCGGCCCCCGGGAGUGGUGUCUCCUUUCACGCUGAGCUUUGGGCCCUGCAAGCCGCGGGCCUCUGGCUCCUCGCUUGGGUCGACCGCCUCUCCCUUCUGACGUCAGCAGCGCCUGCCAAGGUCACCAUUGCGGUUGACAAUGAAGCGGCGCCUUGGCUCUGGCUCAUUCCACAUGCCAAGGUCGAGGGCCCGCUGUCCAGUGCCCUUCCACCGAGGAGACGCGCAGCAAAGGAGGCCGAUGGGAUACAGCCGGCCUUCUCACCUGGCGCUCCGGUGCCCAAAAAGCUCCCACGGGCCCUCACCUUAGUCUUGGGUCUCGAUGCUAACGCUGAUCUCCUUUGGGCCGAUGACGACCAUGCCUAUAUCGGGGAUGCUCUCGGUAAUGGCGAAGAAGGCGCGGGCGAGCAAGGCCUCUUUGAUACCAUCCAGCGUUUUGGCCUCCUCGCCCCCGCCUCCUUCUCGGACCUUCAGGACGGCCCGGGCUGGUCCUGGGAGCAUACUGGCGGCACCCGCAAGCGUCUAGACCAUAUCUUGCUCCAGGCUGGCCCCUGGUCCUGCCGUCGCACCCGACAGCUUCCUGAGCUGGACAUUCUCAAUGGUCGUCGGGAUCAUAUGCCGCUUCUGGCACGAGCCAUUGCUGCCGAUCUCUGGGGAGCUCUGCCGUCCACCUUCCGGCACAUUGACAGCGUGGGAGCUGAAGUGCAGGCUCUUAAAACCAAGCACUCCUGCUUGCUCCGGGCCCUUCCUCGCCCUCCACGCCGCCCCAUCCGACAGCCCUACAUCACAGCGGCCUCUGUUGCCGCACUCGAUCGAGUUCGGCAGGCGCGAGAACAGCUCCCCCGGCUGCGGACCAAUCUGGAGUGGCAGCAGCGUCGCUUUCUCUUGCAAGUUUGGCGUCUGGGUUGCACACACCGGCACCCCGAUGCUGCACCCCUGCGCCCUGAUCCGACGGGCCUGCAGCAUGCCCGCCUCCUUCUCCAGGCUUGUAAUCUUCAUGUUCGGGGGCUUCAGCAGAAGGCCCACUAUCUUGCUAGGUCCGACAAGCUGGCUCAUUUCCGCACACUUACUCUGGAGGCGACCAAACACUGGGAAGCCACUGGAGUCCCUUUGGAAUCCAUCCGGCAUCUGCGUUGGGCCUCCCGCAAGGCACACGAGCGCCGGUCUGUCCACGCAGCCGGUGGUUUCGACAUUGAUAGUGAGUUGGAGGCCCAGUUCCGUGAUCAGGAGGGGGCCAGUCUGGUCAGCCCAGUGCAGCUCUCCAGCGCCGCUGAGCGAUGGAUGAAUGAACCGCGCCUCCCGUGCGCCGAGGCGGUUCCCACCCUCUUGCAGAUGGAACAAAUGUGUGUCCGACAGGCGGCCGCCAAGGCCCCAGGACCAGACGGACUGCGGAACGAGCUCUGGCGCGCGCAGGGAGCCUCAGCAGGGCAGUGGCUCUGGCCCCUGUGCGUGCGCAUCGCUCUCCAAGGAAGGGAGCCUUUUGCCUUUAAGGCUGCCAUUGUAUGCGCCCUUUACAAGAAGGGCCCUGCCUCUCUUCCUGCCAAUUACCGCUCUAUCGCGCUACUGAACGGCAUCGCGAAGCUCUGGCAUUCGCACCUGCGCUCCACUGUGGGCGGCCACGUCUUGUCGCGAUACGAGCCUAUGCAGCUUGGGGGCCGCAAAGGUGUCCACACAGGAUUUGCGUUGGCCGCCUUCCGUUGUGCCUGGGACCUUUCCAUCUCUGCCGGCCGAUGUGUUGCCGUGGUCUUCGUCGAUAUCCAGGCCGCGUACUAUGAGGCCAGCCGGGAUCUCCUCUUUGAAGGCUUUCCUGAUGACGUUGCCCUGCCAGAGCAUCACCACCUUGCUGGGCUGGUUCUCAGUCUUCAACAACAAGGGGCCCUCGCUGCCUUGGGUGUUGCAGAGGACGUUGUUGCGCUCCUCCGUGACUGCGUCGCCCUCUCCCACUGGUCACUCUCUGGUUCUUCCAACAUUUUUCUUGCGUCACGGGGGUCUCGUCCAGGUGACGGCCUAGCUGAUAUCCUUUUUGGGGCCCUCUUCGCUGUCGGUCUUCAGCAUAUCCAGCGCGUUGCCACCCGCCAGGGCAUUGUUCACACCAGCGCCGGCGCUGAAGUUGGCCUCUCCCCAGGGGUCAAGCCCAUCGGCUGGGCUGACGACCUUGCGGUUAUGGCCGAUUUUGACCGACCAGCUGAUCUUCUUGUUCAACUGCCCGCGCUGGUCGGCAUUAUCCUUGACACUCUCCGACUCCUCCGAUUUCGUGUUAAUUUGGGUGCGGGUAAAACUGAGGCCCUUGUUGACAUCCGGGGGGAGGGCGCUCGGGCGGCCCGCGGAGCUCUCCUCACUGGUGAUGCCAUGUUAAAGAUCUCUGAUUCUGACAGCAUCAAGUUGUGUCCCGAGUAUAAGUAUCUGGGUGUGGCUCAGCUGCCUCGGGAUACGGGCCGCCGCGACUGUGAGCUUGCCGCCCAACGAGGCGCCGCUGCGGCCUCCCUUGCCCGCACCCUCCUCUGCAGCAAUUGCUUGCCCUGGGAACUUAAACGGGCUUGGGUCGCGGGACGAGUCCUGCCCUCCGCGUAUUCCUCCCUUGCUAUGUCUCUGGCCGACUCCGGCCGUGCCACGGCCCCUCUCGCUGGCCUCUUCGAUCGCACGGCCAGGAUCCUGUUGUCCUCAUGGCAGGUCGGGCACAAGCUCACCACCCCACUGCUUCGGCUCCUCGCUGACAUUACUCCUCCUGACCUGGCUACUACCAUCAGUCAGUGUCGCCUUUGCGUCCAGCUCUUCUGCAAAGCACCCACGGCGGUACGUGAAAUCGUCGACGCAGCGUGGAACAGGGCCCUCCCUUGGUGCCAGGCCCUCGUUGCAGCAUGUAUGAGGGUUGGCGUUGCGCUUGAACGUCGGGCCGCGGAUCUGGGUCUGCCUGCUGAUGAGGAGGAGCUGCAACAGGAGUGGGAUGCAGUGCAGCGCUCACCGGCCCUCUCCGACCUCGUCCCCGGCAACCUGCAACGGGCCGUCACGGGGUCCUCCAUCGCUGCUCCAACCCCUGCCGGACUUGGAUUUCCCCAAGCUACGGCUCCAGUCUCGGAGCCCUCCCUGUCCCGCCUCGCCUCAUCUUUGUCAUUUGUGGGUUCCUUGCCCUCUUGGUUCUCCUUUGUCGAUGGGGCUGCCUCAGGCCAGGAUUGGGCUCUGCCUACACCCUGGUGGCCCGGGCUUCUUGCCAUGGGUGGGGUCUUUCGGCUUCCCCCAUCGUGGCAUUGCUUCUGGCCCCUGUGGUCAGCCUUGGAGCUCCUUGCCCCUUGGGAGUUCCGGGCCUUCCGGUCGCUUGGCGUCCUCCGUCGAGCCUCGUCUUCCGGGCUUGGUGCUCCUGUGUCUCUUGGCGAUGCGACCUCCGGCAGAUGGUCUCUGUUGGGGAUUGCUGCAGCCUUGAUCUCCUUCCGUAUGUCCUGUAAGGUUGUUCUGCGGUUUGGCGCCCUCUGGAUUCCCGGGCGCCCCAGUCAACAGGGCCUUGUCCUCUUGCGGCGGCUGCUUCCUUCUGCCGUCUUCUUGGACUUCUGGUCCCCUGCUGGUCCUGUUUUCCUGGCUGCGAGCUCUGCUUCCUUGGCCUCGUCUGCUCGCGCCAUCAUUGCCGGCUCUGCUCCUGCGGCCCCGCCCCCGCUCUCCUUGCGGGCUUUCUGGGCCUAUCCGGCUGCUUGA
Molecule: messenger RNA, 18099 nt
Organism: Symbiodinium sp. CCMP2592
Lineage: Eukaryota; Dinophyceae; Suessiales; Symbiodiniaceae
Source: the annotation of a GenBank genome assembly